Messenger RNA from Aspergillus ochraceoroseus IBT 24754, 1986 nucleotides. RefSeq names its product glycosyltransferase family 1 protein. The coding region runs from base 110 to 1567 and encodes 485 amino acids. The record is from RefSeq and is a predicted model, not a curated record. Lineage: Eukaryota; Fungi; Ascomycota; Eurotiomycetes; Eurotiales; Aspergillaceae. Gene Ontology annotation, molecular function: UDP-glycosyltransferase activity. The transcript has 3 exons.
CUCAAUCAUUCUACUUCCAUCUGCAGGAUCAACACUCUUUCUACUCUUAUUUUCCUUUUCUCCCUCCCUUCCCUUCCCUUCCCUUCCCUUCCAUACACAUCGCAUAGCAAUGGCGAAAUCUAACAUUCUGUUCCUUACCAACAGCGAGUUGGGCCAGGCGACAGUUUGCCUGGCUGUUGCCCAUGAAUUCCUCCUUCGUCCAUCGUACAGCGUUCACAUUGCCUCCUUCUCCCCUUUGCAACCAGCUGUCUCGCGGUUGAAUGUCCGCACACUCACCCUGGCGUCGUCCGCUGCGAGCACAGCAACCUUCCAUACGAUCCCCGGAAGAUCCAUGAUAAAUGUAUUGAUCGGAAGCGGAGCCUAUCAGAACUCCUUCAGCACCCACCAAAUUGGGUUUCACGGUGCUCUGAAAACCUACUCCACACUACCUCGAUAUCUGGCACCAUGGACGGGGGCGGAGUAUAUGGCCAUCUACAAGAGCUGCGUAGAUAUCAUCCAGGAGCUCCACCCGGUUAUGGUCGUUGUGGAUCCUCUUUUCGCGCAGGCUCUGGAUGCAUGCCGUACCCUCAAGUGUGCAUACGUGCAGCUGGGUCCGAAUACUCUCAAAGACCAUGUGAUUCAGCCUAUGCUCGGCAAUCUGUGGAAACUUCCAAUUUUGUGUUCUGGAUACCCGUAUCCCCUGCCCUGGCGCUUGAUCCUGCCGAACGCCUAUCUCGCGGUUAAGCUUGGGCAGGCCCUCAGCCGGUCCCCCAUCCUCAAGGAGCUUAACGACACUCGUCAUUCGCAUGGGCUGAAGGGCGCGUACCCGACGUUAAUGGGGACGUCUGAGGACAAUACCACGCCGCGCUUGAUUCCCUCUCGACCAGAGAUAGACUUUCCAAGUUUCGUCCCCAAGAACUUCACCCUCUGUGGACCAAUUCUUCUCCCCCAUCGCCAUAUUGGUCGAGAAAACCCGGGUCUAGCGCAGUGGCUAUCCCAGAGACCUACGGUCUUGAUCAACAUGGGGUCGAUUGUAUCGUUUAGCGUUGACCAGACCCAAGAGGUGGCAGCCGGUCUCCGCAUCCUGCUGGACGCCAAACCCGAUCUACAAGUUUUAUGGAAACUAAAGCGCGAUAACACGGACAAGGUUGGCGAUUUCCUCGAUUCAAUCUUCGACGAAAUCCGGGAGCCGAUGAUCAACGGGCGCGUCCGGAUCGAGGAAUGGCUCUCCGUUGAGCCCUCGUGUAUUCUCCAGAGUGGCUAUGUGUCAUGCAUGGUUCACCACGGAGGAGCCAACUCAUAUCAUGAAGCUGUUCGGGCUGGAGUUCCACAGAUUGUGCUUCCUGUUUGGUUUGAUACCUACGACUUCGCGGCUCGAGUGGAGUGGCUCGGAAUUGGAGUCUGGGGCAGCAAGAAGAGCGCUCCCGUCGUCAAUGGGGCGGAGCUAGGCCAGGCCCUGACGCAUGUGCUUGCUAGUGAGUCAUCGCUGGCGAUUCAAGAGAAGGCCAAGUCGAUUGCAUUGGCGCUGGGGGAGACUGAAGGACGAGUAGUCGCGUGCGAGAAGAUUCUUGAAUUGAUUGAAGGGUAAAGAAGAUGGCAAUGAGUUGAGUGUGCUCUGCGAGGGAGAGAGAGAGUUACCAAGCGCAACUCCGUGUGAUAACUAGGAGAUUCUUAUUGACUGAAUUGAACCGGUCCAUACGGAGUAUACAAGGCAUGGAAUGUAUUCCGUAGUUCAACUAGUUGAUGCUGAGCGAGCUCGGGGGAAAUCGGCCUAUAAAGUGUCCCAUUGACGGAUAUGACGAUAACAUUGCGGGAAACCUCCGGUGAGAUGUAUAAUAUAGGCCCCAAUCUGACUAAAGAUGGGGUUGAAGUGAUUCAAGAGGAGUGAGUAUAAGAACCGGGGAUUUCCGAGUUCUUUCUUCGUUGUUCGUCCAUAAAAUCACUUAUCACUACAUACAAUGGCAACAGAAACAGUCGCUUGGAUUGGUCUGGGAAACAUCGGCCGGG